CGGGGAUCGGCUCCAUUGUGCAAUCGCCGCGGCGGGGAUCGGGCGGGAUCGAGCGGGACCGGCGCUGCCAUGUCCGCGGCCCCGGGCUGAGCUCGCGCCUCCCCCGCACCCGGCCUCGUUGCCGCCGCGGGCAAGAACCCUCUGGAGUUGCCACCACCCCUGUGGGUGCCCUGGGACACGCCGCCGAUGAGCUCCAUGAACCCAAUGAAACCUUCUCUGCCACCCACACCGCAUGGUGAUGGUUCAUUUGCAUACGAGUCGGUUCCUUGGCAACAGAACACCAAUCAGCCGGCCGGAUCUCUCUCCGUGGUAACCACCGUGUGGGGAGUCAGCAACACGUCCCAGAGCCAGGUGUUCGGAAAUCCCAUGGGCCCCGGUGGGAACACAUCUGGUACCUCCAUGAUGCCCGGUCUGGCUAGCAGUGGCUCAGGCAUGAGCUCACCCCCGUUCCUGGCUCAGCAGCCAUUUGCUGAGGGCGCCGCAGGCAAGGGCUACGUCCAGCAGGGUGUCUAUGGACGCGGUACCUACCCUGGCGGGCCCAGCUUUGCAGCUAGCUAUGCAGGCAGUCCCAAUGGCCCCGGGGGCCUGGCGCUCCCCUCCCAUGCUGCGCGGCCGCCUACUGACUUCACCCAGGCAGCUGCUGCUGCUGCUGUUGCUGCUGCUGCCGCCACGGCCACGGCCACAGCCACAGCCACGGUGGCUGCCCUGCAGGAGAAGCAGAGUCAGGAGCUGAGCCAGUAUGGAGCAAUGGGGGCCGGGCAGACCUUUGGCGGGCAGUUCGUGCCACACUCAGCGCCACGUGGCCCCGCUGCCUUGGGGACUGUUAUGGGUCCAUCGGGCAUGGCUCCCAUGACUCUGAACGCUGCCCGGGCCCCUGGCUUGAGCCCCCUGUACGGUGGGCAGCGGUUGCCCCAGCAUGGCUACCCUGGCCCUCCUCAGACCCAGCAGCUGCCCCGCCAGGGCGUCAAGAGGGCCUACCCCAGCGAUGGCUACCCAGGCCAGCAGUAUCUGCAGGGGGCGCAGUACCCAGGCCAGGCUGUGCAGUAUGCCCCCAGUGCCCCCCAGCCAUCGGCCCCCUCCCCCUCCUACCCUGGGCAUAGGAUGCAGCAGAGCAUGGGCCAGUAUCUCUCUGCCUCAGGGUCCACUGGGCCCUACUACAAGCCUAACGAUCAGUUCAAUGGGCAGAACACCAGCUUCGGCACCUACAGCCAAGCUACCAUGAAUGGGCCUGGCAGGUCCAUGCCCAGCUACCCCAGCUCGCCCGGGAACCCUACGCCCCCUGUGACACCUGGCAGUGCCCUGCCACCCUACGGCUCACCUGGGCAGGACGUCAAGUCACCCUUCCUGCCGGACAUCAAGCCCAGCAUUCUGCACCCAUCCCCCUCGGCAGGUGGGCCGUGUGAGGAGCUGCGCCUCACCUUUCCGGUGCGUGACGGCGUGGUGCUAGAGCCCUUCCGCCUGCAGCACAACCUGGCCGUCAGCAACCACGUCUUCCAGCUGCGCGACUCUGUCUACAAGACCCUCAUGAUGCGGCCCGACCUGGAGCUGCAGUUCAAAUGCUACCACCACGAGGACAGGCAGAUGAACACCAACUGGCCAGCUUCAGUACAAGUGAGUGUCAACGCCACGCCGCUGACCAUUGAGCGUGGGGACAACAAGACCUCUCACAAGCCUCUCUACCUGAAGCACGUGUGCCAGCCGGGCCGCAACACCAUCCAGAUCACUGUCACCGCCUGCUGCUGUUCUCACCUCUUCGUGCUGCAGCUGGUUCAUCGCCCCUCUGUGCGCUCUGUGCUGCAAGGUCUCAUCAAGAAGCGGCUGCUGCCGGCUGAACACUGCAUCACCAAGAUCAAGCGCAAUUUCAGCAGUGGCACCAUCCCGGGCACACCGGGUCCCAAUGGAGAGGAUGGGGUGGAGCAGACAGCCAUCAAGGUGUCCCUCAAAUGCCCCAUCACCUUCCGGAGGAUCCAGCUGCCCGCCAGGGGCCACGACUGCCGGCACAUCCAGUGCUUUGACCUGGAGUCCUAUCUGCAGCUGAACUGUGAGAGGGGGACCUGGCGAUGCCCCGUCUGCAACAAGACAGCCCUGCUGGAGGGACUGGAGGUGGACCAGUACAUGCUGGGCAUCCUCAUCUACAUCCAGAACUCGGACUAUGAGGAGAUCACUAUCGACCCAACGUGCAGCUGGAAGCCAGUGCCCGUCAAGCCUGACGUGCAUGUCAAGGAGGACCCGGACGGCCCUGUGCUAAAGCGCUGCCGCACCCUGAGCCCCAGUCACAUGGUGCUGCCCAAUGUCAUGGAGAUGAUCGCGGCCCUGGGUCCUGGCUCCUCACCCUUCGCUCCCCUGCAGCCUCCACCUACUGCAGGUGGCACUGCUGCGGACUACAGUAGCCAGGGCUCUGCAUUCCCUGGCCCUGGGAGCUUCCCGGACUCCUUCCCAUCCACCAACCCCGGCACGCCAACGCUGCCUGAUUUCCCACCAGCACCGCCUCCUGUCUCCUACCCACCCGAUGUGCCUAGUGGCCUCCUAACUCCUGAGAAGCCGCCCGCAUCCUCUGGCACCACCACACAGAUGCCCCCAGCGGGCCGAAUGGACCCUUCCCACAAUGCCGUGCAGCAAGGGCUCCAUGCUCCCGGCCUGGGCAGCCACCGUGCCACGCCACAGGCCCGGACACCACUGGCACAGGGAGGAUCGGGGCCACCAGGCCACACUGGGGACCUGGCCUUCACCCCCGGGCCAGGAAUGGUGGGGCAGGCAGGCAUGCCGGGGGCCACAGAUGGCCCGGAGCCUUCCCUGGACCUGCUGCCUGAGCUGACCAACCCCGAUGAGCUGCUGUCUUACCUGGGCCCCCCCGACCUGCCCACCAACAGCAACGAUGACCUCCUGUCCCUCUUCGAGACCAACUGAACUUCUCUCUUCCCCCCAUGGACCUCUCCCCAUGCCCAGUGUUUGGGUCUGAAGCUCCUGCCACUGUCUCGGGGAACCAUGGUGACUCUGGGCAGGGGGGACCCAGGGGUCCAGGAUGUGGGCCGGGAGAUCUGUGGCUGGAAAAGAGCCCUACUGACCCCAUGGCUGGGUGCCUGGACAUGGUACCUGUCCCACGGUGAAACAUCCCAUGUCCUUUCCCACCCCCAUCCCCGCCAAUGCCCGCAGUAUCCCUUGCCACCUCUAUGCCCUGGAUGUGUGUGGGCAGCUGUGCGAGGCGAGAGCGGCCGAAUUCUGGCCCCACAAGCACAAGGAUGUACAUAAUGUAGAAACACUAACCCCUCCCCAACCCGUGACAUAUUUAAAGGCAAGAGCAUCGCCCCAGCCCCCCUGUAUAUAAAUGUGCAUACGCUGCCCUAUUUGUAACAUAGCCCCUGCUGUGUGGAGCCCCCCCAGCACGCCAGCUGCACCCUGCGGCCUGUCUGCCUCUGCCCUGAGCUGUGACCGAAAGAAUCGGGGCUGUUUCCAGCCCCCAAGCACGCCCAGAUCGGCCGGUGGGGGGUGAGUAAAAAAUUGGAGUGUAAAGGAAAGGAACACACCUCCCAGCAUACGCAUGCACGCACAUGGAUACAUGCAGGCAUGUACACAGACAUAAGAGAGGGAAGUAGGGCUGGAAGGGAUCUCUAGAGGUUAUCUAGUCCAACCCCUAUGUGCAUACCUACACGUGCAUGCACAUGGAUAGACACAUGGACAUGCACGCAUAGACAUACGUGCACAGAUGUGCACACCGCUAUGCACAUACACACACACAUACAUGCAGACCCUUGCACACAAGCACAGGCAUGCAUGUGCACACGUGCUUGCAUACACACAGACAUGCGCACAUGUACAUGCAGCUGUGGGCUCACAUGCACACACUUGCAGAGAGACACGCUCAGAUGUGAGCACACAGACACGUGUGCACACCCUGCACAGGUGUGCAAGCAUAUGCCCACAAACACAGACGUGCACACUUGCAAGGAAGGGGGAGUAAGGAGUAUGCACUUCCCUUCCCCACGCAUGUGCGUGCACACACUUCCCCAUCCCAGCCUGACCUCAGCAGAAGCUGGGGUCCUGGGAGGGGCCUGCUACCCCCAGUUGGCCCCCCCGACCCCAUCCUGCCUAUGUCCAAGCGCCGCGGCUGCGGCCCCAGUUGGUGUUGGUGUACCUGGGUGUCCUCGCUCUCCAUUAAAGGAUUUCUUUUGACCAUG
This is a messenger RNA of Alligator mississippiensis (American alligator), 4175 nucleotides long. RefSeq names its product zinc finger MIZ-type containing 2 (gene ZMIZ2). Gene Ontology annotation, molecular function: SUMO ligase activity; zinc ion binding. The record is from RefSeq and is a predicted model, not a curated record. Lineage: Eukaryota; Metazoa; Chordata; Crocodylia; Alligatoridae. The transcript is spliced from 19 exons. Bases 187 to 2907 code for a protein of 906 amino acids. Gene Ontology annotation, biological process: regulation of transcription by RNA polymerase II; protein sumoylation.